Molecule: messenger RNA, 896 nt
Organism: Diprion similis
Lineage: Eukaryota; Metazoa; Arthropoda; Insecta; Hymenoptera; Diprionidae
Exons: 3
Coding region: 208-789 (193 amino acids)
Source: RefSeq, a predicted model, not a curated record
ACCAAUAUGGAUUCCUUGUCUGCAAUAGGUGGCAGGUAACGAACCAAGUGUGUCCCUAUUUGGUGACUAAAGAAACAGUGUCGUUGCCGCGUUAUCUCGUGACAUUGCAAGUACCCAGGGGGUUUCGAGUUUGGUACUAUUUUGGCGGUGUUUCAAUUGCUAAUUUCUUGGACCUGGUGCGCUAUCUGGGGACCCGGGGAUCUAGGGAUGGCCGAGGACUACGCCUACGCGUGUCAAAGAGCCGAGCUUCUUGGGCUGCCACUACCUAGCCAGGAGGAAUGGACCAAGUCAAGGCAAGCCACUGACCCCACCAAAGAAGAGAUCGAGGACUCGAUAGCCGAGGAUGCCGCUAUGAAAGAUGAAAGCUUGCAACGCGCCGGGGGCGGCCUGGACGAGCUCAACAGCAUCCUAAGCGCAACUCAAAAGAAGCUGAACAAGUUUAAAACUGUCUGCGGUAGCUUGGGGGCCAUGCUGAAGGUACGAGUGGGCUCCAGGACGAGCACUCCAGAGCAUGCACGUAUCAAGAGUUGCAAAUCUCCAGUCUUUCCAACCCCGGGAGGCUCGAAAGGCUCGGAAAACGUACUGCUAGACGAUGAUGAAAUAGCUAUGGUUUUGGCGGCAACGGCGAAUGAAACGGUCGAAAGGAAUGAGACUAGUGAUCGGAAGCACGACAUCAAUGAAAAGGUCGAAUCACACGUCGACAAGUUGGACCUGUUGAUAUCGAAGGCGGAAAACGCACAGUACAGUAUGCAACAUCAAACGAAGCAAAUGAAGAAAUUUUUAAAAUAGUUGAUGCCCUUACAAUUAGAAAUUCAAUCAUCGAGAGAGAGAAGAAUCAAACUACGCGAUAUAAGAAAUGUGCUAAAAGCCGGAGUUCGAAUGAACUUUCAUACAUU